Chironomus riparius is the source of this 1273-nucleotide messenger RNA. The record is from the annotation of a GenBank genome assembly. Lineage: Eukaryota; Metazoa; Arthropoda; Insecta; Diptera; Chironomidae.
GAGUAUAAAAAACGACAUGCUUAAUAAUUGAAUAUUCCAGUUUAUCGGAAGUACUCGUUCUGAACCGACGUGUUUUCAUAUAUUUGUUCUGGUUUAAAAAGUAAAUAUUUUUUGGAAUUUGUUGAAGCAUACUUUAUUAUUCGACAAGAAAAUAAGCAAUUCAUUGAAAAUCUCAAGACUUGAGGAAUUUUGAAAGAGCAAGGAAGAAUUAACAAGACAAAAGAAUGGCAACCAAUGAAAAUAACAGUGAUAAAUCAAAUGGUGUUAAUGGUGCCAAUGGUGCAUUACAAAAAGCAUCUGAAGUAUCAUCAUUACUUCCACAUUUAGAGUCAAUUGAUCGACUCUUAUCAUUACCAUCCAUUUCCAUCGCAUGGACUCAAAGUCAGGGUGUUUAUGGGAAAGUAAAAGAUUUUAAUCCAAUGUUCAAUUGGGCAUUCAGAACAGCUGAGGAUGUCGUAAAAGGUGCUGUAAAUAUUUCAGCACCAAUUGUUAAUGCAUUUGAGCAGCCAAUUAAUUAUGUGGAUCAGACUUUAGUAAAGGGAAUUGACAAAUUGGAAGCAUCAGCACCAAUCAUCAAGGAACAACCAACAGAGAUCUUGAAUCAAGCAAAGACAAAAGUUAUGGAUGCUGUUCAGCCACGAAUUGAAAAAGUUUGUGAAUUAAGAAAGUCAGGAACUAGAAAGGCAGCAUCAUUGAAAGAAUUAUCUUACAAUAAGGCAAAUGAAGUCUUGGCAACUCAUUACGGAUCAUUGGCUGUUUCUGGCGUCGAUUCAACAGCUGCAUUAGCAGAACGUCUCUUGGACACUUUCUUCCCACAGAAUGAAGAAGAUGAAUCAAAAGAGGACGACAAACCAAUUUCUGCAGCAGAAGAUCCAGCUCUCCACACAGUUCAGACAAUCGGCGCCCUAUCAAAUAAAGUAGCUCGACGUGUCUACAGAACUGUAUCCCUUCAUGUUAAAUCCCUAAAGAAAGAAGACCUCACCGAAUACCUUGCAUCCCUUAUUGCUGUUCUCCGCCUAACACAAUACCUCAACAUUCUUAAUGACCGCGCUCAACAACAGGAACAAGCAUCGAGUAGUGUUGUGGUGAAAGCAAGUCCCAAAGUUGAUGUGAAUUGAAAAUUUAUUUAAGUCUGCUCAGGAGAGCUUUUUUUCUGGUUAAUUUAUAAUUGUAAAUCCAAUGAAUACAUUACUUUAAUACUUGGGAGCAUUUAUUGUCUAAUGCAGUUCUUUUACUGCAAAACGAAAUAAAAUUUUUGUUAAUAUAUGUUGGA